Molecule: messenger RNA, 1251 nt
Organism: Centropristis striata (black sea bass)
Lineage: Eukaryota; Metazoa; Chordata; Actinopteri; Perciformes; Serranidae
Gene: aqp12
Product: aquaporin 12
Exons: 3
Coding region: 273-1112 (279 amino acids)
Biological process (GO): transmembrane transport
Cellular component (GO): cytoplasm; membrane
Molecular function (GO): channel activity
Source: RefSeq, a predicted model, not a curated record
UUAAUAGGAAAAAGAACAUUUACAGUCUGUAGAGAGAGGAAGCAUUUAACCGUGAUCUAUUUAUGGCUGACCCCCAAACGAAGGCCGGCUUCUUGACCUGACCCUGUCGGAGCCUGUGUGUAUUCUGGCAGGUGGUUGUGGGAUAAAAACCUGACGUGUCUCUGAUAAGAAAUGUCCCUCUGCAUGUGCCACGUUGCUGAACAGACAGCAGAGUUGAGGAGUCAAACCCUCAUGCAUUUCUUUUGGAAAAGACACAGCAGCUGGUGUGAGCCAUGUCCGGACUCAACGCGUCUCUCGGAUAUUUUGUGGCUGUCGUCAUCUUCGCAGCCUUAGUCCGAACGCUCCUUAAAAAAUGGCCGCGCUUUGGCUUCAUGUUGGAGUUUGCCUCCUCUUUCAUGCUGGUGGCGUGUUGGCUGGAGGUGCAGACCAUCGUGGAGGUGGGUGAGUGGGCCGGGGGCCUGGGGCCUGACGUGACUUUAACCAUCCUGUUUGUGGUGCUGCUGACCCAUGGCGUGAUUUGUGGCGGUGCGUCGGGGAACCCCUCCCUAGUUGUGCUGAAGUUCCUGCAGCUGGAGGCCUCCACGCUGCCCACCCUCCUCGCUGUUGCAGCCCAGUUUCUGGGGGCCCACCUGGCUCGGCUGGUAGCUGGAUACUACUGGAGUCUGGAGCUGACAGACAUGCACAUGAUCAAAAACCUGAUGGCCAGAGAGUGCAGCACGUCUAUGCUGGUCUCUCUGCUGCAGGGUUUUUUCACAGAGUGUGUUUGCACGCUCAUCUUUCACCUCAUCUAUCUGAACCUGCGGCGCAGAUCUGCUCUGAUCCGGAUCCCCCUGAUAGCUGUCCUGCUCACUUUCCUGUCCCACACAGCUCGAGGCUACACGUCAGCGUACAUAAAUCCCUCCCUGUCCUACGGCCUCACCUUCUUCUGUCCUGGAUUCACCCUCACACAGUACGCAGCCGUCUACUGGCUGGGCCCUCUCACAGGCAUGAGUCUGGCUCUCCUCCUGUACAUGGGCCACAUCCCCAGGAUCUUCGCCAAGAACCUUCUGUACUCUCAGAAGACCCGCUUCAGAGUGCCGAAGGGGGACAAAGCAGAGAAGAAGCAAAUGUGAAGAAAAUAUACAUUUUUAUUUUCUAAGUCAAACUUUAAAGGAAAAUACCUGAUAAUAAGAUAUUGUUACUGUACAGAAAAUGUAAAAUAUCAACAGGACAAAUUAAUUUAAUCCUUCAAUUCUUGUUGGCAGUUUUUAA